AUGACAUCAGUGAUGCCUGUCAACGUACCAUCGAGUUCAACAACAGACGGAGCUGCUCAUAAAGAAAUAGAAAAUGCUUUGCUAUUUUGUGGUUGUUAUACCCAUUGUUUUGGUGAAUUUCAAAUGUACCAAAAUAACAUAAUUGAAAUGACCACACAGUUUGAUGAUGGGUGCUUCUAUGAUUACCACCGUGCAUUUGCAACAAAAUGUGCAGCAUUAUUAAAAGCAGGAAUUGUCGUUGAUUGGAGCACGAGGGUUCUUGAAUUGUACAGUACAAUCGUUGCAGGUCGAAAAGCAAAAACAUGUUCUGUUUGUGGCUCUGUCGAACAUGCCUCUACUUCUUGUCCAAAUUUCGACAUUUCAACAUCUGUUACAGUUGCACGUGAACGAUCUACUGUUCAACCAAGUUCUACGCGUCCACUUCGUCCUCACGCGUUUAUUGAUGGCGCAGAUAAAGAGAUACGUGAAUUAUGGAAUGUCAAUCGUUGUCAUCGUUCACGUUGCAGUUAUCAUCAUGUUUGCAAUAAAUGUUUUGCAAAGCAUCGUCAAGGUGGACGAAAUGGCGAAAACUGUAGCCGAGUUGUUCGAAAUAAAUGA
Didymodactylos carnosus is the source of this 597-nucleotide messenger RNA. Lineage: Eukaryota; Metazoa; Rotifera; Eurotatoria; Philodinida; Philodinidae. The record is from the annotation of a GenBank genome assembly.